Molecule: messenger RNA, 7084 nt
Organism: Thalassophryne amazonica
Lineage: Eukaryota; Metazoa; Chordata; Actinopteri; Batrachoidiformes; Batrachoididae
Gene: sik3
Product: SIK family kinase 3
Exons: 26
Coding region: 29-3874 (1281 amino acids)
Biological process (GO): intracellular signal transduction; protein phosphorylation; microtubule cytoskeleton organization
Cellular component (GO): cytoplasm
Molecular function (GO): tau-protein kinase activity; ATP binding; protein serine/threonine kinase activity
Source: RefSeq, a predicted model, not a curated record
CUUGUUGUUCCCGCAGAGAGGCGAGAAGAUGGCGGCCGUGUCAAGCGGAGGUGCUGCUGGGUCCCCUGCGGUCGGGAUUACGCACUCUGCCCGACCGACCCAUGCAGGCAUGGGCUCCCAGAACAGAGCCCAGCCGUCCUCCGGGAUGAGUCGCGCCGGCACGGCCGCUGGCUGCAUCACCAGCCCCGUCCAGUCUUCGGUCACCAGGCCCCCCCCAGCCCGUGUGGGCCACUAUGAGAUCGAGCGGACCAUCGGCAAGGGAAAUUUCGCGGUUGUUAAACUAGCCACACACAUCAUUACCAAAGCAAAGGUGGCGAUUAAAAUAGUGGAUAAAACCCAGCUGGAUGACGAGAACCUGAAAAAGAUCUUCAGAGAAGUCCAAAUUAUGAAGUUGUUGAAGCACCCUCACAUCAUCCGCCUUUAUCAGGUGAUGGAGACUGAAAGGAUGAUAUAUCUGGUGACAGAGUAUGCUAGCGGUGGUGAGAUAUUCGAUCACCUGGUGGCUCAUGGGCGUAUGGCUGAAAAGGAUGCAAGAAAGAAGUUCAAGCAGAUUGUGGCAGCAGUUCAUUUCUGUCACUGCCGCAGCAUUGUGCACAGAGACUUGAAGGCAGAAAAUCUGCUUCUCGAUCACAACCUCAACAUCAAAAUUGCAGAUUUUGGUUUCAGUAACCUUUUUUCAAGAGGCCAGUUGUUGAAAACGUGGUGUGGUAGCCCUCCAUAUGCCGCCCCAGAACUCUUUGAGGGCAAGGAGUAUGACGGACCUAAAGUAGAUAUAUGGAGCUUAGGUGUGGUGUUGUACGUGUUGGUGUGUGGAGCUCUGCCUUUUGAUGGCAGCACUCUUCAGAAUUUACGGGCCCGCGUGCUCAGUGGCAAGUUUCGCAUCCCCUUCUUCAUGUCCACAGACUGUGAGUACUUGAUCAGACACAUGUUGGUUCUGGAGCCCACCAGACGAUUGACCAUGGAGCAGAUUUGUAAGAAUAAGUGGAUGAGACAAGGUGACCCGGACCCAGAAUUCGACAGGUUGAUAGCAGAGUGUGAGCAGGUGAAGACUGAGAGGGAGACGGAGCUCAUCAAUGAUCAGGUGCUGUUGGCCAUGUCUGAAAUGGGCUUGGACAGAGAACGGACCAUGCAGUCCCUACAAACAGAUGCGUAUGAUCACUAUAGUGCCAUUUACAGUUUGCUGGCAGACCGCCUCAAGAAACACAAAACUCUUCGUGUUGCUCCUCCUACACCACGCUCCAUUAGUUUUCCCCUCAAUGCUGUGCAGCAAACGGAUCAGCAGGGUAAUCCAGUUAGCAUGACCGUUCCACAUGUCCAGCUCAUUAACCCAGAGAACCAGAUUGUUGAGCCGGAAGGUAACAUGGCAUUAGACAGUGAUGAAGGAGAGGAGCCAUCUCCCGAGGCCAUGGCUCGCUACCUUUCAAUGAGGCGGCACACUGUGGGAGUACCAGACCAAAGGACAGAUAUGCAGGAGGACCUGCAGAAACUCCCACCAGGUUUCCCUCGUGGCACCAUGCACCAGCCCCCCUUCCCAUCACUUGCUCCAAAUAUGGGCCAAAUGCACACACUCAUGCCCACACAGAUCCUGCAGCCCACACAACAGCUGGAGUACAAGGAGCAGUCACUGCUGCAGCCCCCAACUCUGCAACUGCUCAACGGUAUGGGCCCUCUGGGUCGAAGGGCUUCCGAUGGUGGGGCAAAUAUUCAGCUCACUGCACAGCUUCUCAAGAGGCCCCGGGGGCCUUCUCCACUUGUAGCCAGCCCACACCCUAUCCCUGCUGUUGCUCCGGUGGAUGAGGAGGGUUCAGAUGGAGAGCCAGACCAAGAGGCAGUACAGAGGUACCUGGCGAACCGCUCCAAGCGGCACACGACGCACGCGCUAAUGAGCACUUCGCAUGGCGAGCCCUCGGCAGAGUCACAGCGGCCCCAGGGCCCUCGCCAGAGGGGGGUUUGGGCCCCCGACACAUACACCCGAUCCAGCUAUAAGGAUUGUAACACCCUUCAUCUCCCCAUGGAGCGCUUUUCACCUGUGAGGCGAUUCUCUGAUGGUGCUGCCACAAUCCAGGCCUUCAAAGCCCAUUUAGAGAACAGCAGCCUCAUUAAGCAACUCAAGCAGGAGUGUGAACAGCUUCAGAAAAUGUACGCUGCUCCACAGGAUGAGCGACUUUUGGAGCACACCCAGCAACAGCAUAUUCUGUACCAGCAAGAACAACAAAUACUCCACCAGCAAAUCCAGGGUCUGUCUUUAGGCCAUGGAGAGAGCCAGCCGAGUCACCUAACCAACCAGCUGCAGAGGUUGCACAUUCAGCCCUCUAGCCCACCGCCAACACAUCCCAGCAACCACCUCUUUAGACAGCCCAAUCAGAGCCCUCCGCCUGGCUCUGCAGGCAUAUUGCAAGGGCAUGGUCCGUCAUCAGUGCAGUAUCGACACGGUGCACCUUCACUCUUCCAGGGCCAGACUGUCAGCCCACCUCAGACAGGCCUGCCUCGGGUUUCCCUACCAACCAGUCAACAGGCAGGAUCUCCCUGCCCAACUGUACCAAUAGCACAGGGUGUACCCUCACAGCAGCAGGUAACCAUUCAGGUGCAGGAAGUGGAACUGGGAGGAGCGGCACAGAGACAAGGUGGCUUUUUGUCUACACCAUGUGGACACAGAGUCCUUGGGAAGCAACUGAGUGCAGACAAUGCUGAAACGCACAGUCGUAGCCUUGGCCGCUUCUCAUCGGGUUAUGAACAGGCCCAGUUCAAUCCCCACCCCUUCUCUGCUGAUGCAGCUUCACGGGGCACCUCUGGAGUGGUUGCUGCCUACAGCCCCUACCUGCAGGGGGCAUCCCUCAAAGUGCCCUGCUUGGAAGGUUAUCAGACCGGACCAGUGGGAGCCAGCAGCUAUGGUAGCCCUUCAACACUACAGCAGGCCCUGCUUUCCCCGACUCCAUUGGACUACCGCCCCCCACAACAGCACGUCACCCCGACUCUCCAGGGCCUCCUUUCUCCCCGUCACUCUUUAACAGGCCAUGCUGACCUCAGGCUGCCUCCCCAAGACCUGGCUGCUCUACUGAAGAGACAGAGCCCCCGACAGGGCCCGGCACCCCCCACACCACCCAGCACUGGGCCCCAGGAGUAUGGAGACAUGCUGCUUCUCCGCCAGCUGAGUCCGGCUGAGACCUUGGAACCACCCACACAGCAGGGUGCAUCUGGAGGCCAACACUAUCACCACCUCCUCCAAAUCCGACCACCAGAGGUUCAACCUCAACAGCACACAGCCCAAGCUACAUGCCCCACUUUGCCCCACUCAGAAAGCAUGGAGGAGGAUGAAGUGCCCGCUGGGUACCAACACGCACAUGAUGGUCUGCUGGCCAAGGCAGGUGAAAAUCAUGAGCUCCUGGGUCCUCCUCAUGGAGACACUCCUUCCUACAGCUCCCCGACCCACCGGCAUGGCUACAUAAGGAGUGGUUCUUCAACAAGAGAAGCUGAGCAAGUGGAGUGCAGGGCCCCAGGGCAGGCCAUGGAAGUGCCUGAUCAUAAUGGUGUGGGUUUUUCGAGAGGUUCCCAAGGUGACGCCUAUAGGUCCCGUGGACAGCUACAGCGCCACCACACCAUCCAGACCUGUGAUGACGCUUAUGAUCAGGCAGAACCUAUGUCUGGAAUGAGUUUAUUGGCUGGGAAGGCUCUUAGUUCUGCUCGUAUGUCGGACAUUCUCAGCCAGACAUCGCUGACAGGAAGUCAGCAGCUUCACCAGCGAGAAGAUUCGGCAUGUGAUGUGGAAGGAGAGAUCCAUGCUGCAGCAUGCUACCCCUUGUCCUGCACCACGGACAUGCUCCUCAGCUACAAACCCCCUGACCUGCAGUACAGCAUGGAGCAGGCUGGGGUCUAGCACAGGAGGGGUGUAUAUCCUGUGCACAGCGAUCCAUAUCAGCCAUACUGAGUUGUGUUGACUUGAGUUGAGCAGCAUCACAAGCAGCAUCACACCAAACACCAUCAUCUGCCCAAGCGGGUGCGCUCUAUGUCCAUCUGUCUGUUUCCAUCUGACCCCAGGAUGGCAGGCUGUAUGACAGAAGGGGAGGAGUGGGUGGGGCAAGAUGUACACAGGUCGGGGUCACAGAAAAGGCCAUGGGGUUAAAAACGUCAAAGUACCAGCAUUUUCUGCACAGACAUCCAGCAUUCAUCGCCAUGGAAUGUCACUUCUCACAUCAAAGAAUCAUCAUUUGUAGAUUCGGAGGAUCUGCUUCUCCCUCAUUCAACAUGGUCCAAACCCUCAACCCACCCCACCUCCUCCCAAAUGCCACUCUGACCUAAAAGUCUCCCCUUUCACCUUUGAUCCCUAACUGCUGACACGCUUCAUUGUGUGCCUCCUUGGCCUAAGGCAUCUCGACAGUCACGCUUGCAGGAGCAUGGAACCACAUGUACAUUCUACAGCCACAAACCCAAAGUAUUCACAUUAGGAGUGUGUGUCUGAAAGCGGACUGGGGUGGAGCAAAGGUGUAUGCAUGAGUUUCAGUGUGUUCCUGCUGCUGUCCUGCAGCAGAUCACUGUGGAGUGGAUUGUAAGCUCAGUCAGGCUGUGCAGCGGGCCCUUUGGGUGGGUUUAGGUCCUCUGUCUCCAAAGAUGGAGCUCUGUGAGAGCACACAGGACAAACCAGCUGUGUGUGUGUGUGUGUGUGUGUGUGUGUGUGUGUGUGUGUGUGUGUCCUUCCUUCCUCAUUCUGUUUUCUUUUUCCUUGUUUUACAUUUAAUUUUAAACUUGUUUUUAUGGAGAAUGUCCAUGUAGGCAUUAUGGUCAAUAUUAUUACUCUUAUCGCUGAUACCGUUUCCAUGAUUAUUAUUGUUAUUAUUAUUAAAAGAGAAAUAGUUUUGUGUUGAGGAAGAAAGGAUUUUUUUAUUUGCAUAAGUCUGCACUUUCAGUUCAAGCUAUGUUUUUUCCAGACCUCCGUGCUUCUCUCCUCACACUUCUUCGUGCUCUCUUGCCCUCCUUUUCAGUUCCACCCUCAUCCCCAUUCUUCUCACCUUUUCUCCAUCUUUCAUAACCUCUUACCAUUGUCUGUGACAGUGUGUUGCAUGGUGGGUAAUUUUACCGGACAUUUGCUCCUUUCCUUGUACAGUGAUACCAUGUAUAGAAUGCUCUUGGAAUUUUUUUUUUUUUUUUACAUUUUGUUUGUAGAUGUUGUCUGGGAGGAUUUUUACAUUGGUGUUGUUUUAUCAUUUGUCUUUGAAUAUUUUUGUGUUUAACGAUUAUUGAAAUUUCUAACCGAAAGACAACAGAAAAGAGACGGCGCUCUUCCUGUUGUAAAAGAUUGUUUUAUUUGUUUUGAUAUUCUAUCAACACUUGAACAAGUGGAAAUGAAUUUUGUUGCUUUUUAAACUAUCAUUUCAACUGUCGAUGUUGUGGCUGUCAUUCUUGUUGAUGUUAAUGGUGUAGCUGCGGCAAGACAUACAGGGUCAGGGUUUGGGCUUUGUCUGAAUUGGUUUGGAUGCUGCAAAGUCUUGACACUUUAAAAAACAGAGAAUAACUUGUAAAAUAGCUGACAUAUCAUCCUCAACAUGACUGUGUGGAGAUGGACAAACACACUUGUUUUUCUCUCGCUGCCCUACCUAUCGUCUGUGACCCUCACAUCAUUUUUAACUGUAUCAGCUUCCGAUUUGAUGACGCCUUACCAACGCGGCUCUUCUUUUUGAGUUAUGUCUUGUUGCUACAGCAGCCACGGACAAAACUGCAACUCAAAUCCACCCCAGUUUUCAUUUUUGCCUUCAUUUGAAAGCGGACUCGAGACAACAAAUGUGGGGAAGCAGCAAAGGAAAAAAAAAAUUGAACCUGGAAUAUUUUGUGGCAUGCGUCUCCUGCCAUUGAGCCAUGAGGUCACCACCCCAUACCUCCCCCCCCAAACACUUGUUUUUGUUUUUUUAAACCUCUGUUUGCUGUGUUUCCUUGUGCAUUUGAAAAGGAGCCUGUGGUUGCUUCAUGAAGAGCAGAAGGACCCUGUUGGAGUUGGUAACAACUAGGCAUCCCUCCAAACCAUAAUGGGUAUGCCUACCCUAAACAUGCUUAACGUGAUGUGGACUUGGUUUCCUAAGCUGAGUCGGGCUGGUGCUCUGCUGCAUUAGGGACCACCAAGAAAGGACUGAAGAGAUCCAGGAACUGUUAGCACACCCCUUUUAAUUUUAUUGUAUGUCCUUUAUUUAUCCUCCUAUAUACAGUGUUCCUGAUUGUAUAUCAGACCAGCCAGAGACUGUGGUGUAAAGAAAAAAGUUCCAGGUCCACUUACCUUUGUUUAUAUAGGUCAAAUUUCGCAAUGCCUGGCUGCACGGAUGACAUGAACCCCUAACUGUAUUGUAUGCUAUAAUGCUAUAUAACUCUGAGAGCUGUUAAUGGUGUGAUGCAGCCCCUCUGCUUUCAAUUUGCAUCAUGCCACUUCCUAUUUAACAGCAUUCACUCCUCAGACCCUGAUUAGGUUGAGUUUGAUUAAUCUGUUGGUUGGUCCCAAGAGACAGCAGUAAAGACUAAAACGCAACAGACUUAAAUUUCCUUGACCUGAUGUGUUUUCUGCCAUCUUCCUUAAGUCCUGCUGUAGUGGAGAUACACAUCUGACCUACGAUUAGCUCCUCAAUGCGUUUCUGCCAGCAGAGGCUGAGUCUGAUUGGGUAGAUUAAAUAUUUCUCUGGACCUCGUUUUGUCUUAAUGGUCGUGGUUUACACCAAGCCAAAGUGCAGAUUUUAAGAGGGGGAUCCUGAUCCUCCACGUUGUCUAAUUUUGAGUAUGGUGUCAGAGCUGUCGGCGGGUUUGUGUUGGUUAAAGAUCAGAGGCACGUGAAUGGAAAGCACUGCCUGAUCAGACUCACCUCAUGUUCAGUCCAAACUCUUCUAUCAUCCCUUCUGCCUGUCUGCUUUUUCUCUUAAUCCCAACAUCCCUCUUCAGCAAGCUUGCUGUCUACUUUACGUUUUGCCUCUCCCCCCCAAAAGUUAUUUUGUCUCAUUUGUUUUGUUUCUUUUUGUUGAGUACAGAAAUACUAAAGUGCAAGAAAAACGACUAAAAAGAAUAUCAACCAAACUGAGAUGAAUAAAUAUAUAUAAAUAAAGACAGUUUGAAAAGG